AUGUACUUCUUAAGUGAAUCACGUUGUGGCAAAGAUAUAAUCAAACUACCUCAUCUUGAAAUGAUAUCUCUCCGUGCAAUGCCAUGGAACUUUAUCAAACAUUAUCUACCAGAUAAAGAUAAAGUAUUGGUUAAAAGAAGAUGGUAUAUUAUUAGUAAAUAUUGUUGUCAUCCAAAUGCAACAUUGUCAACACUCCAACAUCUAUUGGAAUGGUCACCAGAUUAUGACCCUCAAGAUCAAUUCGAGAGUGUUCAUCGAUAUUUAAUUUACAAUGUUGCAUCUAAAGGACAUAGAGAUAUAUUGGAAUUUCUUUUAAAAAGAUAUCCAAAUAUCAACAUUGGUUCUAAAAUCAACACUAUUACCACCACCACCGUUACACCAAAUCAACAAGAUGAAAUUAUUGAUAUUGCUUCACAACAUGGAUAUUUAUCAACAGUUCAAUUAUUAUCAUCGAUUAAAGGAGCCAAGUGCAGUACUAGAGCAAUGGAUAAAGCAGCCGAGAAUGGACAUUUAGAUAUUGUCAGAUAUUUACAUCAUAAUCGAAGUGAAGGGUGCACAGUAUAUGCAAUGAAUGCAGCUUCAAUGAAUGGACAUUUUGAAAUUGUUGAAUGGUUAAAUCAUAAUAGGACAGAAGGGUGCCCAACAAAGGCCAUGGAUCAUGCAAAAUCCCUCAAAAUAGUUAAAUACCUUCAUAGAUCUGGCAAAACAUGCACAACUAAAGCGAUGGAUAAUGCAUGUGACUUGGAUAUUGUCAAAUUCCUUGAUGAAAAUCGCUCUGAAGGAUGUUCCGAACAAGCUAUUGUAUUCGCAUGUUCAUCUGGUAAUGCUGAAUUGAUAAUGUCACUCGAGCAAACAUGUACGACUGAUGGUUUAGGGUUGGAUUGUGCAGUAGAAUUGGAUCGAAUAGAUAUUAUUCAAUACAUGUUUAAAGAAUUCGCAUCGUCUUGGACCAUUGAUGCAAUGCAAAGUGUAUUUGAUUAUGCAGCCGAGAAGAACAAAUUAGAUAUUGUCAAAAAGGAAUGUACUUCCAAAGCUAUGGACCAAGCAGCUUUUAGAGGUAAUCUUGAGGUCGUCAAAUUUUUACAUUUUAAUCGUAGUGAGGGAUGUACCACCAAAGCCAUUGAUAUUGCAUCAUCGACAGGUCACCUCGAUGUAAUCGAGGGAUUUUCUACACUUGAAUCGUACCGAGGGAUGCACAAUUAA
Messenger RNA from Cavenderia fasciculata, 1203 nucleotides. RefSeq lists its product as uncharacterized. The record is from RefSeq and is a predicted model, not a curated record. Gene Ontology annotation, molecular function: protein binding. NCBI's taxonomy places the organism in Eukaryota, Evosea, Eumycetozoa, Acytosteliales, Cavenderiaceae. The transcript has 8 exons. Bases 1 to 1203 code for a protein of 400 amino acids.